UAGAGCAUAGAUCUAUUCGUAACUUCAAGCGCUUGAAGCAAAGCUCAAUUUGGUCUCUUUUCAUAUGCUCUAGUAUAGUUCUAUUCAGUUUUGACAGUUCUCACAGCAAAGCAAGUAAAGCCAGCCAGCAUUGGGUCUGGACCUUAACAUGUGUGGAAAAACGUAUAAGACCAGUGGCAAUACCACUAACUUAUCUACACAUCUUAAAAAUAAGCAUUACCAUGCGUUUUUGCAAUUGAAAAAUAAAAACGCAAGGUCAAGAACAAGUUCACCCGUUACAUUUACUAAUUCAAUUACUGAUAAACCUGCUGAGGUAGAAAAUAACCUCAUGGAAUCUGCGAUCUACGAUGAUACUGGUACUGAAUUCUCUAAAGAUAGUCAGAGUAAAGACUUGUGGAAACAGACUACAAUCAUAGAUGUGUUUGAAAGAAGUUCAGGCUAUGAAGCAGAGGGUCAUAAAACAAGCCAAAUAAAUCAAGUUUUGGUCUACAUGAUAUGCAAAGACAACAUGCCUCUAUAUUGUGUGGAAAAACCAGGAUUGAAAAGAUUGAUGAGCGUCAUUUGUCCACGCUACAAGGUUCCAUCACGAACUACAAUAACUGGCUUAAUGGAACAACGAUAUGCCACUACCAAAGCCAUUGUAAAAAAAAAAUUAAGUGAGAUAAAUAAUAUUGCUUUAACAAGUGAUAUAUUAACUCUCAUCAACUCGACACGAAGUUUCAUCGUAGUAACAGCGCAUUUUCUUAACACAGCAAAUAACUGCACUCCUGAAUCUGAACAUGAGAUGGUGACAUUGACAGCACGAAGAAUGUAUCAGGCACACACUGCUGAUUAUAUAAAAGAAUGCUUUGAAAAUAUUACCGACGAGUUUUCAAUAGAAAAGGAUUGCAUCUUAUCAAUUACUACUGAUGGUGGUGCUAACAUGGUUGCUGCAGUGAAGAAAUUUUUGGAAAAUGGAAAAAGAAUUCCUUGCUUGGCACAUUUGCUAAAUUUAAUCGUGGAUCGCGCAACAAGAGAUAAUGCACCAGUUCUUCAAAUUGCCAAUCGUGUCAAAGCCAUUGUAACAUAUUUUAAACAAUCUGUAAACGCUAUGGAUGAUUUGCGAGCAGAACAAGAGGGACAAAAGAAAGAGGGAGAAGUAUUAACACUUAUACAAUCAGUAAGCACAAGGUGGAAUUCUUGUCUUGAUAUGUUGGAAAGAUUCAGUACUUCAGUACUCAGCUAUUGUGGCAAAGAUUUUGGCAACCAGGCGGAACGCACCUGAUAUGAUAACUUCUUCAGAGUUAGAUGUCAUACGAGAUCUGAUAAUAUUGCUUACCCCAUUAAAGCAAGCUACUGAAGAAAUUAGCGGCGAUCAGUACGUGACUUCAAGUCCAUUGCAAACUUGCUCCAGAAAGGCCUUGAACAAGUAAAACCUUUCACCGAAUUUGGUAUUGCUGUUCAGAAGAGUUUGCUAAAUUUAGUUAUUGCCAAACUAGAACCACUAGAGCGACAUUUACAUCUGGCCAAGCAACAAUAUUAGACCCACGCUUUAAGCGUAUUCAUUUUAGUUCAGCGCUAGCUGUUUCCACUGCAAUAACCGCAUUGUCAAAAGAAAUACGUUUAGAACAUGGACGAAGAGGACAACUUUCGCCUGAACUCAGACCCACUCCCACUACCAUAAUUCCAAAUUCAGAAAAUUCUUCGCCGUCGUUGUGGUGCGGACAUGAAAAAAUUGUGAUUGAUAUUGCUGCAGCUUCAGUAAACUCUUUACUUUCAACUUCAACGAGUGAUGGUAUGCCUAGCGAACUAAAGCAAUAUCUAGAUCAGCAUAUAAUACCCAGAAAAAAGAAUCCUACAAAAUUCUGGUUUGAUUGUCGUCAUUUUACCCCAGUCCUUUCCGACAUAGCUCUAAAGUAUUUGAUAUCGCCUGCGUCCUCGGUUUCCUCAGAGAGAGUGGCAUCUGCUGUGAAUCUCGCAGUACCCAAUAACAGAAGUCGGCUUACAACCGAGCACGUAAAUCAAAGAGUUUUUCUUAUGUCUGUAUCAGAUAAAUAUUGGUUUCAUUAAUAAAUAAUUAAUAUUUUAA
Molecule: messenger RNA, 2068 nt
Organism: Zeugodacus cucurbitae (melon fly)
Lineage: Eukaryota; Metazoa; Arthropoda; Insecta; Diptera; Tephritidae
Product: zinc finger BED domain-containing protein 6
Exons: 5
Coding region: 149-1264 (371 amino acids)
Molecular function (GO): DNA binding
Source: RefSeq, a predicted model, not a curated record